UCCCGCCUUGCGUCACUUCCGCUUCCUCGCGGGGAAGGCGGGUAGUUCGAACGUUUCUGCUUCGGAGGAGCCUGGCGGUUGGCGCGAGCCCCACCACCCUCGGUGGCGGCGCGGCCAAGGUCGAGGCCAAGGAUGUCCGGGAGGCGGACGCAGUCCGGCGGGCCCUACCAGGGCUCCGAGCCAAGGGCCUCACUUCCUACUCAGUCGCUGCGGAGGUCUCAGCGGAAAUCAGGCUCUGAUCUUCCCAACAUCCUCCCUGACAUCUGCCCGAAGGAACGUCAUGCGACGCCAGUCAGAAAGCCCAUCGUCUUGAAGAAGAUUGUGGCUCAUGCUGUACAGAUCCCAGCUGUGGACUCGCCUCGGAGGAGCCCUCGGAUUGCGUUUUCCUUGGAAAAAGAAAACAAUCCUCCUAUCAAGGAGCCUACGAAGGCGGACCUCUUCAAGAAAUACAGUGUCCCUGCCACUCCCGUGCAAAGCCCAGAUGUUGUUGAGUCCAACUCCAGCGAAGGAGACCUGGACACCAGGGACUUGGACAUGUCCAAGAAAGUCAGGCGAUCCUAUAGCCGGCUGGACCCCCUCUGUGCCUCCGCCUCCACCUCCACCCCGGGCCGCCCAUCCUGCUUUGGCUUCGAGAGGCUGCUGGGGACAGAAGACCUGGCUGGAGUCUCGCCUUUGGCGUGUUCAAAGUUAACCGAUGUCCCCAGGGUACCUGGGAAUCCUUUGGUCCCAGAUACGACUCUCCCUGGAAUUUCCCCGCCCGUGAAGGAGAAAAAGAGGAAGAAGAAGGUGCCGGAGAUCCUGAAAUCGGAGCUGGAUGAGUGGGCUGCAGCCAUGAAUGCUGAGUUUGAAGCUGCUGAGCAGUUUGAUCUCCUGGUUGAAUGAGAUGAAACUGGGGUGCACGUAGCCAGACUUCCUUCCCCCUGUACAUAGCCUCUUCUUCCUGUGCAACAGACACCUGGGGUCCCCUUCCCUGGCCUCGCUACCUGUGCGUGUGCUGUUGCUGUACGUGAGGUCCGCCCUUGAGUGUUUGUGCGGUGGCAGCUGUAGGCAAUAAGGUUCGCCUGGCCGGUGUCCUGGCCGGUUUCCAGUGGGGCUAGAAGUGGGAGGGAGAAUCACUGGCCCAGCAGGAAGAGGUCACAGGGCUGAGGAUUGUGGGUAAGAGCAUCUCUACUGUUUCGGAAUGUGGCUGCCCUGUGCCAGCCCCAACAGAAAUGCAUCCCCAGCCCAGCCUGGGUGGCUGAGUGAUUGAGCAUCACCCUAUGAACCAGGAGGUCAUGGUUCGGUUCCUGGUUGAGGUACGGGUCUGGGUUGCGUGUUCAAUUCUCAGUGUGGGGCAUGCAGGAGGUAGCCAGUCGAUGCUCAUCAUUGCUGUUUCUAUCUCUGCCUUUCUCUCUGAAGUCAAUAAAAGUAUAUUUAAAAAGGAAAGAAACAGGCACCCGCAGCCUCAGGCUUUCCCUGCUGAGUUGCCUUCUGUUUGUGGCUUGGUUCCAUCUAUGUACGAAGGCUUGGGUUUCCUUAGAUUCUGUAGAUGGUCCGGGAGAGGAUUUGUGGGUUUGGGACAGUUCUAUCUGAGGAAGAAGCUGGACUCUCAGGCAGUAGAAUCGGGUUUAGGAGAGUGGGAAAGCCUUCGUUGGCUUCAGACCAUAGGCGUUUACUCCUUAGAAACUAUUUCCUAUUUCUGUGUUCUGCUGUUGAGGUAUUUGGCUAAAAACAAGGCCAAUGGAGUGCUGGCCGCAUAGGGCAAAGGGAAUGGGGUAUGGCACCAGGUACCACAGGUUGCAGCCUCUAUAGAACCUGCCGCUUGGCUGGGAAGGGGCCCACGGCAGGAGGGACCCCUCUUGUCAUGCACAUCUGUUUCUUACAAACUAACAUUCUCAGUCUACUCAGCUCUAGAACAAAACAUACAGGUGAAGCAGUCCUAGUCCCACUGGCAUUUUGCAGCUACACAUGU
Molecule: messenger RNA, 1951 nt
Organism: Pipistrellus kuhlii (Kuhl's pipistrelle)
Lineage: Eukaryota; Metazoa; Chordata; Mammalia; Chiroptera; Vespertilionidae
Gene: CDCA5
Product: cell division cycle associated 5
Exons: 6
Coding region: 133-882 (249 amino acids)
Source: RefSeq, a predicted model, not a curated record